Penicillium longicatenatum is the source of this 804-nucleotide messenger RNA. RefSeq names its product ER membrane complex subunit EMC3. NCBI's taxonomy places the organism in Eukaryota, Fungi, Ascomycota, Eurotiomycetes, Eurotiales, Aspergillaceae. Gene Ontology annotation, cellular component: membrane; EMC complex. The coding region runs from base 1 to 804 and encodes 267 amino acids. Gene Ontology annotation, biological process: protein folding in endoplasmic reticulum. The transcript has 5 exons. The record is from RefSeq and is a predicted model, not a curated record.
AUGGCCUUCCAAGGGGCUGAGCAGACCAUCCUUCGGGAUCCGGCGCUUUUUUAUUGGAUUUUGUUCCCGAUUUCAGUGGUCAUGAUCCUGACCGGAAUCCUGCGCCACUACGCAACAGUCCUGAUGAACACCCCCCCGAAAGCCCCCGCUACCCUCGCCGCAUCGCGCGAGCGCCACGCUCUUCUCCGUGGUGUUAACCUGCGGAACUAUGCUUGCGCUGUUCUGGACCGUGAAUCCUUCGAGAUGCGCAAGAACUACCUGAUCACCGGCUUCCGUAACGGCUCGUUCCUCAAGGACCCCAACAACCGGGGCCAGCCUCCUGCUAAUCCUAUGACCGACCCAGCCGGCAUGGAGCAGAUGAUGGGUAUGCUGAAGGGAAAUAUGAUGAUGAUGAUUCCCCAGACGCUGAUUAUGAGCUGGAUCAAUGCGUUCUUUUCUGGAUUUGUUAUCUUGAAAUUGCCUUUCCCCUUGACUAUUCGCUUCAAGUCGAUGCUCCAGUCUGGUGUCAUGACCCGCGAUCUAGAUGUGCAAUGGGUGUCUAGUCUGUCAUGGUACUUCCUCAACCUGAUGGGUCUUCAGUCUGUCUUUGGAUUUAUCUUGGGCAGUGACAAUGCUGCCAACCAGAUGGCUCAACAGAUGGGCAUGGCUAAUCCCGCUGCCAUGAUGAACCCGAUGCAGCCUGGACAGGACCCCGAUAAGCUGUUUUUGAGCGAGGCCGAGAACCUAGAGGUUAUGGAGUACUUCUCCAUUUUGAAUGGAAUAGAGGAGCGAGUCUUACUGAACUUUGCUCCCGAGGUGAAUUAG